UUGAUAUAGGAUUAGGAGUGCAGGUACUCACAUAAGUCUACAUUGUAGAAUAAAAACUAAAAAAUUGGAUGUUGGUAGGUUGGAAUCAGGCCUUUCACUCAUUCACGUCAAUAAGCCUGUUGUACCAAACUAUAUAUUCUCAGAAGCUGCAUCCAUAAACAGUUAUGGCAGAAGAGGGACAUGAACACAUUGAUUUAUUCGAAAAGCUACCUCAAGAAUGCAUAGAAGAGGUUGUUUUGCGUGUUGGCCCUAUGGAGGCAUGUAGGCUGUCUGCUGUUUGUAAAAGGUUUCUAUCGGCUGCUGAAUCAGACUUCGUCUGGGACAGAUUUUUGCCCUCUGAUUAUCAACAAUUACGUGCUCGGGCAGAUGCUUUUCCCAAUAUUAAAUUUGCUUACAAGAAAGAUGUGUUUCUGUUUCUCAGCGGUAAUCAUGUCAGCAUGGAUGGGAAUACCAUGGUAAUACUUCUCGCGCCCUUGCUAUUUUCUUUUUGGUUAAGCAAGAGGACUGGCAAGAAGUGUUUUCUUACAGCUGUUUCAAUCAUAGAUGAUACCGAAGAGGAUGAUGGCUGGUCUCGUCUGGAAGUUGAAAUAUCCAGGGUUCAGGAUUGUUUUGCCUUAUGUCAAUGUGUUGAAUUGUUCAGAAUCCAGGGAAAGAUAAGCACCUCCGUACUAUCACCAAAUACUACCUACACAAUUUAUGUUGUCUGUCAUUCGCAGGAAUAUGUUUUAAACUACCAUUUUGAUGAACCCGUAGAAGUUUCCAUAGCGAUUGAUGGCGUUGAAAGCAUAAAACAUAUUGUUUAUCUGGACCCGCGUAAGAUGAGGUCGGAAGGGGAUAAUGAUCUCCAAUAUCCGCAACAGAGAAAAGAUGACAGAUUCGAAGUUCAGUUAGGAGAAUACUUCAACAAAGGAGGAGAAGAGGUGAAUUUGGAAAUCACUAUGAUGGAAGUAAAAAGUGGGAAGCCUAAGACUGGACCGACUAUUGAAGGCUUUGAAUUCCGACCAAGGCGCACCAAUGCAGUUUCAUGAUACUCGUAUGUUAGUGUUCUUAUAUCUGUUUACCGUCGAAUUUAAAAGACCUUCACCUGAGUAAAAAGACCAUAUCAUAAAGGCAGAAGUUUUAUGUUGUGAAUGGUAUUCAUGAAUCAAGAACAUGCAUCUUUAAGUCCAAAGGCUUAUAUGAACUUAUAAGUAAACUUGUUUUUGAAUAACUAAAGUAAGAAGAACUCAAUCCAGAACAACGAAAUU
This is a messenger RNA of Daucus carota subsp. sativus, 1247 nucleotides long. RefSeq names its product putative F-box protein PP2-B12. NCBI's taxonomy places the organism in Eukaryota, Viridiplantae, Streptophyta, Magnoliopsida, Apiales, Apiaceae. Gene Ontology annotation, molecular function: protein binding. The transcript is spliced from 3 exons. The record is from RefSeq and is a predicted model, not a curated record. Bases 165 to 1028 code for a protein of 287 amino acids.